This is a messenger RNA of Patiria miniata (bat star), 3935 nucleotides long. RefSeq names its product organic cation transporter protein-like. The record is from RefSeq and is a predicted model, not a curated record. Gene Ontology annotation, biological process: transmembrane transport. Gene Ontology annotation, molecular function: transmembrane transporter activity. Lineage: Eukaryota; Metazoa; Echinodermata; Asteroidea; Valvatida; Asterinidae. Gene Ontology annotation, cellular component: membrane. The transcript has 2 exons. Bases 70 to 1839 code for a protein of 589 amino acids.
GGUUUAAUGUGUACUGGAACAGUGCAUUUGUGCUUAACGCUCACUGUGUCAACUUAACUCACAAUUGCAAUGCAGUACGACGACAUACUGCGCCACAUCGGCGCUUUUGGCAAGUAUCAAAAAGUUUUGAUUCUUCUUCUGGCUGCUUAUAAUAUACCGACGGCUUGUCAAUUUCUGGUGCAGGUGUUUGUGGCUCCGGACACGGACCAUUGGUGUGUGAUCCCGGGCAGCCAACCUAUCAACUGCAGUCAGCUCUUCGAGGCCGAGUGCCAGGAAUUGCAGAAGAAUUAUGGUAUCCCGUACGAACUGAGUCCUAAUGGAAACAAGGUUUACUCAUCAUGCGAGCGGUAUGUGAUGGAUGAUGAAGACACCGGGAGUGGCUUGGGCCCGAAUGCAACUGACGUGAGACCAUGCGAUGCUGGCUGGGACUUUGACCGAUCGCGCUACAAGUCGACUAUCAUUGAAGAUUACAAUUUGGUGUGUGACAGAGCGGAUUACGCUGGUCUAGCACAGUCAGUGUGGUUUGUCGGAUUGCUUGUCGGUUCCUUUGUCUGGGGUUUGGCCGGUGACUUUUUGGGAAGAAGGAAGACUUUCCUCAUAUGCCUCCUUCUAGUUACCGUCUCUUCCAUAGGCACAGCUUUCAUCCCCAACUUUCCAGCUUUCGUUGUAUUGCGUGUCAUCACGGCAGCAUGUCUCUAUGGAUCCUUCCUUGUGACUUUUAUCAUUGCCUCUGAGAUGGUGGAAUCAAAGAAGCGAGUCUUCGUCGGUACUUUGUUUAAUUUGUUCUUCAGCUUUGGCUUAAUGCUUUUGUCAGUGAUGGCAUUAUUACUACGAGAAUGGCGUCACCUGCAAUUGACAAUUUCACUUCAGUUUGUUUUCUUUUUGCCGUUGUUGUUACUUCUACCAGAGUCUCCUCUUUUGCUCAUGUCAAAGGGCAAAUUUGAUGAAGCGAUCGCCAUUCUGACCAAAAUCGCAAAAGUCAAUGGAACCAAAGUUCCGGAGAAUCCCUUUGAAACGUCUGAUGAUGUAAAGCUAUCUGGCCUAAACCAGCGCUCGUCGGUCACACCGCUUGAUCUGGUUCGCACACCUAACCUUCGCAGGAUCACUCUCAUCAUGUGGUGUGAUUGGUUUGUUGUUAACAUGGUCUACUAUGGAUUGUCUUUGAGCACGUCUACCCUUGGUAUAGAUGACUACCUAGCUGCUUUUGUGUCAGCAGCAGUUGAAAUACCAAGCCUGUUCUUCUCUUGGUAUGUGAUGGAACGCUUCGGAAGACGUUUGACCAUGGUCGCAUUGUACGUCGCCGGUGGAGUGGCCUGCCUGAUUACAAUCUUUCUUCCUCUUGGGGCAGCAAGAGCUGCAGUUGCAAUGGUUGGCAAGUUUGCCAUAACUGCCGUUUUCAACCACGUCUACAUCUACGCUUGUGAGCUGUUCCCGACUGUCAUCAGAAGUACGGGUAUUGGGGCAUGUUCCAUGGUGGCUCGUGUUAGCGGCAUUCUCUGUCCAUUUAUCGUGAUCCUAGGCAAGCACUGGGUUCCUCUGCCACUCCUCGUCUUCGGUACUUGCUCUGUCAUUGCUGGGAUACUCUCGCUGAUGCUCCCUGAAACUCUAGGGCGCAACUUACCUAAUACUAUCGCUGAAGGAGAACAAUUUGGAAAGAGUUCCAGCUUCAGUUUCUGCGUCAAUAGCGCCUGUCACAGCCAGGGAGUGAACACCACCCAGCCUCCUGCAGACUUUGAGCUUCAAUCCACGAACCUCUCUGAUGGCGUGCCGCAACCUUCAGGGGCUUACAUGCCUCUUUCCAGUCGAGAGGAACCUCCCACAGCAGCAGUGGAUAUUUAGGCUUUAUCACUCUAUCAUGUCGCCUGCCAGUGUUGAACUAUUGACGGGUCCACCUUUAGCUGACCCAUGUCUCUAGCGUUCACACCUUUAGCCGUUUGUUUCGUGUUGGACGUACUUUUCGAUCUUGCAAAUUGCAAGAACCUAGCGUUUAAAUCCUGUCCACGAACGUUGGAUCAUCAUGCAGUCUUUGCGAGGUGGAACUGAGGCCGAAAACUCGUCAUUUUGACAUAACAAGGUCACUUUGAUGUCUCAGUGAAACCAUCAAAGACUUAGACGUAAUCGAAAUAGGCACUAGUUGUUCGUUUACGUACCAUAUUCAUUUACAACGCCGUUCAGAUGUUUAUUCAUAAAACUAAAGCAUGGUAGAGGGUAAUUUUUUGGGUUUGUUUUGUGUUCUUUUCUGUACCUGUUAUCUUAUAAAUAUUGAUUGCCAAAGAACAAUAGGUAAGUUGGCAAACAGAGAUAUUUACUGCAUGUUAAUCUCCGUUCAUCCACUUUGCUGCAAAUUAGACUACAUUGAUCCCUUUCUAAUAACUGUCUAAAUCUUUGGAUUGAGGUGUCCAAAUGAGAUGUGGAAAACAGCAUAGUGUUGAGAAAUAAUUAUUUAAGCGUAUAUAAUUGAUAGUUAAAUAAAAAAGGAGGUUGUAUGUUUUAUAUUUUUUUUCACUAAAUGUAUCAUUUUUUUGAUUUUUUUUGAUGUCACAAGAUUAUGUCCAAAUGCUUUGUGUUCACUAAUUCACCUUAUAGUAGAGUCUGUUUAUAUCGAUGUUGAUUCACACUGUGCACGUAGUAGUAAUAGUUUUACAAUGGCUAUAAUAGUUGCUUUAAAAUCAUGCAUUAAUCCCAUUUACUUUUAUUUUAUUGCAUUGUAUUGUAAAUUAUUGUAAUGUACAUAGUACUUUGUAAUGUAUACAGGGCCAAGACCUGAUCCAUAACACAAUUGGGGGAGGGGGUGGGGCAAACAAUUUUUUAUUUUCGAAAAAGUGGGCACAAAAAAUUUCACUUACCCCAAUUUAAUAUGAAAAGCAAGGGGGGGGGUUGCAAAUGUAUUUCUUCUGUUAAGUUUUUACGACAUUCUAAACAUAAAACGAGGUGUGUUUGUUUUCCCCUGGAUCCGCUGUUUUGCAGGGCCGGUUGAAAGAGUUUUAAACUGUUAGGGCAUAAAUGUAAAUAGAAGUUAUUGAACAGCUUCAUUGCGUCCUGUAUAGAGCAAAAGAGCAAUUACAUUUUGCAUGAAACUAUCAAAUCACUACAUUGUAUAAUAAUUUUUUUUUUUUAAGCAAGACGGCUUUUAAAAAGAGUUUUGUUUAAAUAACAACACGCAAUAUGGGUAAAUUGGUAGAUACGUGCGCUAUAUAAGACUCCGUUAUUAUUAUUAUUAUUAUUAUUAUUAAUUACAACUUUUUGGGGGAAUUAGAGCUCAACAGUCAAUUGAAUUGAAAUUCAACAGUAUUAAAAACGUGCCUUCAAGAGGAAAAAUACUCUAAAACCAAAUAUAAUGGUUUCAAACUGAGCAAGGUGUGCUGUAUUACCCCUUGACUAAAUGUAUUGCAACUUGCAAUAUGACCUAUUUUCAAAUUACAAACUCUUUCAACACUGGAAUACAUCGCUCCUCCAGAUGAUAUGCUUUGUAACAGUUAGUCCUAAUGAUAAUGAUAAGAUGAUCGGACUAUGUAGCAAACUGUCGUGCUCUUUGCACCUUUUAAAGUUAACGUGUUUAAUGCCUUUUGGCUUUUUAUAGUUUGGUGAGGGAUAUUUUCUUGUGUUUUAUAUAACAUGCUUACUUACCCUACGAUCAAAAGUAGAAAUCACUACUGAGGAGGCACCACGCUCACGUGAAGGUGGUCGCUCGCAGUCAGUGCUCCUUCGACCAAUAGAUUCUUCAAAUUGCUCACGCUUCUCAGUGAUGUUUAAGACCUAAUUGGUCUACAGAACACUCGAAAUCUUUGAAGGUUUAUUUCUGUCACGUAAAUACUGUCAUUCCCGCAAAAAGUAGCGAAGAAAUCAACGUGAACUUGGAUUUGGUCUAAAUUUUUGUUCCAUGCAAUGUCAAGGAAUUAGUCAGGAAACAAUGUCUUAUUUUGACUAACUUCUCA